Molecule: messenger RNA, 3549 nt
Organism: Rhododendron vialii
Lineage: Eukaryota; Viridiplantae; Streptophyta; Magnoliopsida; Ericales; Ericaceae
Product: probable LRR receptor-like serine/threonine-protein kinase At3g47570
Exons: 2
Coding region: 118-3297 (1059 amino acids)
Biological process (GO): hormone-mediated signaling pathway; protein phosphorylation
Cellular component (GO): plasma membrane
Molecular function (GO): ATP binding; protein kinase activity; protein binding
Source: RefSeq, a predicted model, not a curated record
UGUUCCUCCAAAAUUUCAGUUUCAGCAUUUACUUUCAAUUUCCUUGCACCAGUCUCUUCUUCAGAUUCAAAACAAAGUAAGCAGCGAAAUCUGCUCCACCACAUACCUGAACAACACAUGGCCCAGUCGUUGCCGCCUUCGUUUUUUCUUUUCAUGCCUAUCGUUGUUUUCUUGCUUUGGGGUUCAGUACCCGACUCUGUGCAGGGCGGGAACGAGACUGAUCGGCUAGCCUUACUAGCAUUCAAGGCGGAAAUCACCGGCGAUCCCCUCGGGAUACUAAAUUCUUGGAAUGAAUCCGUCCACUUCUGCCAAUGGGUUGGUGUAACGUGUGGCCGCCGGCACCAGAGGGUCACUAAGUUAAUCCUUCCGAAUGGCAAACUAUCAGGGCCCAUUUCGCCGCACAUUGGAAAUUUAAGCUUCCUUGUGUGGUUACUGUUGCCAAACAAUAGCUUGAGUCAUGACAUCCCCCAAGAACUCGGCCGCUUACGCCGACUGAAAUUCUUGUACUUGUAUAAUAAUUCAGUUACCGGCGAAAUUCCGGCCAAUAUAUCUCGUUGCUCUAAUCUUAUCUCCCUUGGAUUUACUCUAAACAGGCUAACGGGAAAAAUUCCAACGGAGCUCGGUCGCCUAUCCAAACUCCAGGGAUUGCAUGUUGGACAAAACAAUCUAACAGGAGGUGUGCCAGCAUCUAUUCGUAAUCUAUCAUCUUUGGCAAACCUCUUUAUAUCCCACAAUAAUUUUGGUGGGAAUAUGCCUGAUGGUCUUGGCAGAUUGACAAAAUUGGAAACUUUUGCAGUAGCGGACAACAAGUUGGUCGGUACGAUUCCCUCCUCGCUCUUUAAUAUCUCUUCCAUUGCGAAUUUCGAUGUCGGAGAGAACCAAAUCCGAGGGAUUCUUCCCACAAACCUAGGAACUUCACUUUCUAAUCUCAAGUUCCUUGGAGUUGGUUACAACUUGUUGACUGGAUCCAUUCCUAGUUCAAUAUCGAAUGCCACCAAUUUAUAUUACCUUGGGGUGAACACCAACAAUUUUACUGGGAAAAUGCCUUCUUUGGAUAAGCUGCGUAAUCUAAAUGUGUUAGAUGUUUUUUCUACUCAUCUAGGAACAGGGGAAGCAGAUGACUUGAGCUUUCUCUCCCCUUUGAUCAAUGCCACCAAUUUGGAACGGUUGGAACUGGACAACAACGGUUUUGGAGGUGUGUUUCCGGAAGUAAUUACUAAUUUCUCCAUUCGUCUUAGUCUUGUAACGUUGCAGAACAAUAAGCUGUACGGGAGCAUCCCAAGAGGGAUAGGGAAUCUGGUCAAUUUGCAGGAAUUUAGUGUAUUUAACAACCAUUUGACAAGUAACAUUCCUGCUGAUUUUGGGAAGCUUCAAAACCUGCAUCUUUUGUCUCUCGGAGGUAAUAGAUUCUACGGUGACAUUCCGUCGUUUUUUGGAAACUUAUCCAUGUUAGCAUAUCUCGAUCUGUCCAAAAAUGAUCUUCACGGAAGCAUCCCGUCGUCUUUCGGAAACUUAUCCAUGUUAGUAGGUCUCGCUCUGUCCGAAAAUGAUCUUCAUGGAAGCAUCCCGUCGAGUAUGAGCACAUGCAAGAUGUUGCUGCAUCUUAUACUCGCCAAAAACAGUCUUACUGGCACCAUACCCAAACAAGUUGUUAGUCUCUCAUCAUUGUUUUAUCUAGACCUAUCUCAUAACAACUUGACUGGCGUCGUCCCUGUGGAAAUCGGAGUUUUAAAAAAUCUUGAAACACUAAAUAUUUCUAACAAUAUAUUGGUUGGUAAUAUUCCAAGUGCCCUUGGUAGCUGUGUGAAAUUGGAAUCACUUAAUUUGAACGGCAACAAGUUCUGGGGAGUCCUUCCAUCAACUUUGAGUGAAUUGAGAGGCUUGGAGGAACUAGACAUUUCUAUGAAUGAUUUCUCAGGAAAAAUCCCAGAUUAUAUCGAGAGCUUUAUUUUCUUAAAGAAAUUAAACAUAUCAUUCAAUGAUUUUGAGGGAUCGGUACCAAAACAAGGCAUAUUUACGAUUGCAGCAGCUAUUUCUAUUGAGGGAAACAAGAAGCUUUGUGGUGGUAUACCAGAUUUACAACUGCGCAGUUGCCAAUCAAAGGGAUUCCCAAGGAAGAAAUUUACUCAACUUCUGAAAUUGGUACUCCCAUUGUCUUUUGGUCUAGUAUGUCUAUUUGUGAUGAUGUACUUCUUGUAUCUUCGUUGGUUUAAAAAAAGAACAAAGGUACCAUCUUUUAGCUUUUUUGGCCACUCGUUUCCUAAGUUGUCCUACAGGAGUCUAGUUAAAGCGACCAAUGGUUUCUCUUCUGCCAAUCUAAUAGGCAAGGGUAGUUUUGGUUCGGUGUACAAAGGAAUUCUUGAUCUUAAUCAGGGUGAAAAACUAGUUGCCGUGAAGGUAUUAAACCUUCAAUUCCAGGGAGCUACCAAGAGUUUCAUUGCCGAGUGUAAGGCCCUAAGGAGCAUCAGACAUCGGAAUCUAGUAAAUGUCAUCACCGCAUGUUCAAGCAUUGACUAUAAAGGUGAUGAUUUCAAAGCUCUGGUUUACGAGUUCAUGGUCAAUGGAAGCCUAGAUGAGUGGUUGCAUCCAAAUGAGAAAGAAGAUGAUGCUCACGACAAGUCGCAGAGUUUAAACCUUCUACAGAGGUUAAAUAUUGCAUUUGACGUCGCUUCUGCACUUUUUUAUCUUCACCACCAUUGCUCGGAACCAAUAGUUCACUGUGACUUGAAACCGAGCAACGUUCUUCUUGAUGAUGAUAUGGUUGGACAUGUAGGUGAUUUUGGGUUAGCAAGAUUUCAUGUAGAUGCGACACGUAUUUCUUCUGCAAAUCAAUCAAGUUCUAUUGGCUUACGUGGGUCAUCCGGUUAUGCAGCUCCAGAGUAUGGCAUGGGAAAUGAAGUAUCAAUGUCAGGUGAUAUGUAUAGUUUCGGUAUUCUUUUAUUGGAGAUGUUCACAGGGAUGAGACCAACAGAUACCAUGUUCGAUGGUAGUCUGACUCUCCACAACUUUGUUGAGAUGGCUAUGGCUGAACAAGUAGCAAACGUUAUUGAUCCAACACUGUUUCAACAAGCAGUAAUGGGAGAGGCAAGCUCAAGCAUCAACAACUCUCAGUAUCAUAGCCCGGCUAGCAUUCACAAAUGCUUGACUUCAAUUCUUAAAGUGGGAAUAGAAUGUUCAGAAGAACUACCAACAGAUCGACCGGAUAUCAAAGAAAUCGUUACUCAGUUGCAUGUGAUUAAGAACAUUCUUCUAGGAGUUGGAGUACACGAAGGAAUGAGAGCUAGAAUUGCAGCUUGAUCAUGUGCAGGUAUGACCCCUUUUACAUUCCAAUAACUACUAGAGAAAAAUCUGUAUUUGGCACUAAUACCACCACAAUUCUGCACUCGGCCGGCGAAACAGCGGUUUGUUCAGUUGUUGCUGACUUAAAUAGAGGUUUUAGUUCUGUUCAACUUUACCCAAGUUCCUAAGAACCAUGAUAUUUUCAUUUGCUAUGAACAAAACGUCAAUUUCCAUUCCUAGUUCAAACUUGAGAAUCAAUAAAUUCACCCA